AUGGUCUUAGCUGCGUCAGAAGAUCCGUCAGAAAACUUCUUCUUCUUGUUGGUGGGAGUGGCGCAGAGCACGUGGGUGCAGUAUCUGCCAAGCGACCAGCUGCCAGCCACGGCAGAGCAUCGCUUCCAGGCGCUGUUCACCGUGCAGCCCAUGUGGGCGCUGGGGGAUUUAGAGCCUAACGUCAUUGAUCUACAGGGGCCCGGCCAAUCAGUGGAGACCCUUCUCAUGCGAUUCACUCGUAAGGUACAGGAGGGGGCAGAUAAACCUGAGCUGUACUGCGCUCGAUAA
This is a messenger RNA of Closterium sp. Naga37s-1, 288 nucleotides long. The record is from the annotation of a GenBank genome assembly. NCBI's taxonomy places the organism in Eukaryota, Viridiplantae, Streptophyta, Zygnematophyceae, Desmidiales, Closteriaceae.